Molecule: messenger RNA, 1543 nt
Organism: Rhinolophus ferrumequinum (greater horseshoe bat)
Lineage: Eukaryota; Metazoa; Chordata; Mammalia; Chiroptera; Rhinolophidae
Gene: CDIPT
Product: CDP-diacylglycerol--inositol 3-phosphatidyltransferase
Exons: 6
Coding region: 370-1011 (213 amino acids)
Biological process (GO): phosphatidylinositol biosynthetic process
Cellular component (GO): Golgi apparatus; membrane
Molecular function (GO): CDP-diacylglycerol-inositol 3-phosphatidyltransferase activity
Source: RefSeq, a predicted model, not a curated record
CCCCCCCCCCCCCCCUCCUUUUUCCAAUUUUGCAAGCACGAGCGCGGAAGAGUAGGUUCCCGGAAGCCGAGCACAGCUGAGCAGCAGGGGCAGCAGCUGGAGGCUGUAGCGCCUGCCGAGUGGGUGGAGGCCAGCGUCUGCCCAUAGGAAGGGCGGGGUGCGUGCGCCCCCCCCCCCCCGCGCACAUCUGGGGCGGCCCAUGCUCCGGCCUGCAGCGAGCUGUAACAUCUGAGUCCGGCCUGGGGCAGCGGGGUCCUGCGCGCAGUUGGCGCAGCCGAUGCGCCGGGCCGGAGGGUGAGGCCGCGCAGUGGGGCGGGGACAGAGCUGGCACCUCCGGAUCGGGCCCGGGACAGCAAGGGGACCGCCGCGAUGCCAAGCGAAAAUAUCUUCCUGUUUGUGCCUAACCUCAUCGGUUACGCCCGGAUUGUCUUCGCCAUCAUUUCUUUCUACUUCAUGCCCUGCUGCCCCCUGACGGCCUCCUCCUUCUACCUGCUCAGCGGACUUCUGGACGCUUUCGAUGGACACGCCGCCCGAGCCCUUAAUCAAGGGACCCGGUUUGGGGCCAUGCUGGACAUGCUGACGGACCGCUGUUCCACCAUGUGUCUGCUGGUCAACCUAGCUCUGCUGUACCCUCGUGCCACCCUGCUCUUCCAGCUCAGCAUGAGCUUGGACGUGGCCAGCCACUGGCUGCACCUGCACAGUUCUGUGGUCAGAGGCAGUGAAAGUCACAAAAUGAUUGACCUGUCUGGAAAUCCAGUGCUUCGUAUCUACUACACCUCCAGAGCUGCUCUGUUUACCCUGUGUGCUGGAAACGAGCUUUUCUAUUGCCUCCUUUACCUGUUCAGUUUCUCCGAGGGACCUUUAGUUGGCUCUGUGGGUCUUUUCCGAAUUGGCCUCUGGAUCACCGCCCCUAUUGCCUUGCUUAAGUCCCUCAUCAGCGUCAUUCACCUGGUCACAGCUGCCCGAAACAUGGCUGCCCUGGAUGCGGCAGACCGUGCCAAGAAGAAGUGACCCUGGGACUUCCAGCCCCUGGCUGCCCACCUGCCCUGGGAGUCUCACCGUGCCAUGUGGCUCCCCUCCGUCCUAGGAGGUCCCGGCUCACGUCUCCUAAUGUGUUGUCCAACCCACUGGGAAGGGGGUCUGCCUCUUCAGCGAUGUCAUCUCUGUAAUCCUGAGGGCCAGCACGACCCCUGGGAUCCCCAAGGACCUGGACCCCAAAUCAGGAAGGAUACUCAGGAGGCCUCGCCCACCUGGGCAGUACUGGGCGCCAGGAGGUCUGUCUGCAGACUGGGCAUCGUCACACGUACUGGUUCAGCCUUGGCUUGGCCUGAGACUUGAGACAUUUGAGUGAGGGAGAUGGGGUAGGGGCCAGAUUUCCCAAAAGGCAGGGAGUCAGACCUCUGCCCCAGGCAAGAGGAAGCCUGCAGGACUAUGGCCAGGAGAAAAGGCGCCAUCUAGACCCUUCCCCACUGCACUAUCCUCUGUCCAAUCUAUCCCAGCUCUGAAAGCAUCGAUAAUAAAGGCGGGGCUUUGCUCUCCUGGA